CAGGCGUGCCAUAAAAUCUGCCAGAACAGCUCUCAUGACAGAUUUUGUACCACACAAUUUGGGAUUUCAACAUAUAUCUCGGGAAGACGUGAUUCAAAAGCACACACGUGAACUCGCCAGAAAUCUCUUAACUUCGGGUUUUACGACAGAUCCAGCUAUAUUGGUGUUGGAUGGCAGUUAUGUAUAUAUACAAAAAAGUUCUAACGUUACGUUUGCCAGGAGAUCUUACAGUCUAUAUAAACACAGGCCCCUUCUGAAGCCUAUGAUGGUAGUUACCACCACGGGGUAUAUCGUUUCUAUUCUUGGACCCUAUUUGUCACACUCAAAGAAUAAUGAUGCCAGCAUUCUAAAGCACAUGAUCCACUGCAACACCGAAGAACUUAAGACAUGGCUAAAAGAAGAUGACAUUUUUGUAGUUGACAGGAGAUUCAGGGAUGCCGGUGAAAUUUUGAAAGACAUUGGAAUUAGAAUGGAGAUGCCAUCGUUCAUGCCAAAGGGAGCAAAGCAACUAUCAACGCAUGAUUCAAACAUUUCUCGAGUAGUUACAAAGGUCAGAUGGGUUGUUGAAGCUGCAAAUGGCAGGCUAAAGCAAUGGAAGUACCUCGAGAAGACCUUGCCAAAUACACAGAUCCCAUUUAUUGGAGAUUAUGUGAGGAUAGUGGAUGCUCUUUGUAAUAAGUACCGGCCGCCAUUGUGCAACGCAUCUGAUCAUGACCAGUCUCUGGCUGCAAAAAUGUUGUAUCUAUCUAAAAAUGUGAACUCUUUACUGAGACGUGUAGAUGAAGAAGGUCUGGAUAGGAGAUCGAUGCUUUGGGUGAAAGUUGACGCAGAUGGUGUCGCACCAGAUUUUCCUCGUUAUGACGAAACAGAUAUUCGGGAACUUACUUUAGGGGUCUAUCAGCUACGAAUGGCCUAGUCGUAUACACAUGAACACAUCGAUAUCGACGGCAAGUUUGAGAUAUUAGUGAGCAAUGACAUCUCGAACAUACUGUCGUCCAAAAUACAAAGCAGGCAUGUUUCAGCAAAACAAUAUAGGUGUUGGAUAAGUUACGGGGAAGGUGUGGUUAAUGGCUGGUACUGUAAGUGUAAAGCAGGUAGUAGGGUUGUGGGGAUGUGUAGCCAUAUUACCUGUAUAAUUUGGUAUCUGUCUUAUGCGAGACACAACGCCGACACCAUAAAAGGUGUCAGAAAUUGGAGUAACUGUACAUCUAUUGAUGAUGCGUCAGAUUUACCUGAGGUUAUUGAUGAGUCAGACAGCGAGGAGGACAGUGUGUUUGAAGAGUAACGUACUGGUUUGGAAUCUGAUUUGCUGGUGUACUUUGAUUUUAUAGAUUGUUAUUAAAGCUGACAGGAU
Molecule: messenger RNA, 1354 nt
Organism: Ostrea edulis (European flat oyster)
Lineage: Eukaryota; Metazoa; Mollusca; Bivalvia; Ostreida; Ostreidae
Exons: 2
Coding region: 35-916 (293 amino acids)
Source: RefSeq, a predicted model, not a curated record